Messenger RNA from Temnothorax curvispinosus, 5930 nucleotides. Its product is annotated as chitin synthase chs-2-like. The transcript has 21 exons. NCBI's taxonomy places the organism in Eukaryota, Metazoa, Arthropoda, Insecta, Hymenoptera, Formicidae. Gene Ontology annotation, molecular function: chitin synthase activity. Gene Ontology annotation, cellular component: cell periphery; cell septum. The record is from RefSeq and is a predicted model, not a curated record. Bases 379 to 5094 code for a protein of 1571 amino acids.
UUCACCUCGACUCCGCUUUCACCUGACCGAUUCCGGCAAUCUUGCGCGAUCUCGUCGCCGACGUCGUCGACGACGUCGCGACAAUUUUCUCAUCGUCCGAAGUACCAAGUGACACCCACCGCUUCACAUUGUUCGCGAUCGACGUAAACGGAUAUAGCAUAAGUGAGAGAAGAGAGAGAAGGAGAGAGGGAGAGAGCGUGCGAAACUACGGUGGAACGGACCAGCCUGGCAGCCUCGUCGAUCGACUCGAGCAUCCUGGAGAAGUGGAUCCAGGAAGCGGAUGCGACCCUUCGGUUUCACGCGACGACUAUGACCGCCUGCGUCGCGAGGAUAUCGAGGAUAAGGAUUCAAUAGAAAACGAAUCGUCCGAUCAGCAAAAUGGCGAAGAAUCAACAUCAGAAUGGCGUAAUACCGGGAGGUAUUACCGGCCCGGAUGAUUUUUCAGAUGGUGAAAGCACUCCUCUGACUCAGGACUAUGCCGGCAGUCAACGUACGAUCGUUGAGACAAAAGGAUGGGACGUGUUCCGGAACCCGCCAAUGAAGUCCGACUCGAACUCGGGUUCCAUGGCAAACCAGAAAUGCCUGGAGAGGAUGGUGCAGGUGAUCAAGGUCUUCGUUUACCUGCUUGUUUUCGUCAUAGUGUUGGGAAGCGGCGUGGUCGCCAAGGGCACGAUUCUCUUCAUGACGUCGCAGCUCCGACAGGACAGAAAAAUACUCUACUGCAACAGACAAUUGGACCGAGAGAACCAAUACCUGGUGACGUUGCCCGAGGAGGAAAGAAUCGCGUGGAUAUGGUGCAUAAUAAUCGCGUUUGCGGUGCCGGAGUUCGGCACCCUGGUGCGUAGCAUUCGCAUGUGCAUCUUCAAGUCAUGGAAGAAGCCGCAAUUGGCGCACUUUCUCGUAGUUUCCAUCAUGGAGACGUUUCACGUGGUGGGCUUGGCCUUGAUGUUCCUGGCGGUGCUUCCGGAACUGGACGUCGUCAAGGGGGCAAUGUUGACUAACUGCGUGUGUUUCGUUCCUGGAUUGCUGGGCCUACUUUCCCGCAACAAAAGUAAAGGCGAGUCCAAACGAUACGUCCUCGUUCUCGUCGACAUCGCCGCUCUAGCCGCCCAGGCGACUAGCUUCGUCCUUUGGCCCUUCUUAGACAGCUCGAGGCGAUCCUUAUGGCUGAUUCCUGUUGCACUACUUCUCGUCUCCUGCGGCUGGUGGGAAAAUUAUGUCUCCACGCAGAGCCGGAUUAGUUUAAUCAGAUCUCUCGGCAGAGUGAAAAAGGAGAUGCGACUGACGCGUUAUUUCACCUAUAUGCUGGUGUCUGUCUGGAAGAUUGUGGCGUUCUUCAUCAGCUCGAUAUUGAUACUAUAUAUCAAAGGGGAAAAUGUCGGGCAUCUCUUUACCAUGUUUAGCAGCGCCUUCGGUGACCACAAAAUUACAGUCACGUCUAUCAAGUCGAUAACUAGCGGGAGUUUGCCCGAUCUCUCGGAGAUUCUGACGGGCGACAUCACCGAGGUCGUCAACGCCGACUUCAACACGCCCAUCUACGUUCUCCUGCUGCAGAUCGCCGGUGCUUACUUCGCCUACGUGUUUGGCAAAUUCGCAUGCAAGAUCCUGAUUCAAGGCUUUAGCUACGCGUUCCCGGUGAAUCUCACGAUACCGGUGUCGAUCUCGUUGCUGAUCGCCGCGUGCGGUCUCCGCAACAGUGAUCCGUGCUUCUUUCACGGUACCAUACCGGAUUACUUGUUUUACGAGUCGCCGCUGCCUAAUUUCCUCAACGAAUUCGUGUCGAAGCAGUAUGCCUGGGUAUGGUUGCUGUGGCUGUUGUCGCAGACCUGGAUCACCCUACACAUUUGGACGCCGAAAUGCGAGCGUCUUGCGGCCACGGAGAAGCUCUUCGUCGUGCCGAUGUACAACUCUCUGCUAAUCGACCAGUCGAUGGGCCUUAACCGGAGAAGGGACGAUCAGCCGGAAGUCAAAGUCGAAGAUCUGGCGGAAAUAGAAAAGGAGAAGGGUGAUGGCGACUAUGAGACAAUCUACGAACAGACGGACGGAUCGACCACACCUCCGUCCGCGGUGAAGAGCAGCGAUCAUGUAACCAGGAUUUACGCUUGCGCUACCAUGUGGCAUGAGAACAAGGAAGAAAUGAUGGAAUUCCUGAAGAGUAUUCUGCGCCUGGACGAGGACCAGAGCGCGCGGCGUGUCGCUCAGAAAUAUCUCAAAGUCGUCGAUCCCGACUAUUACGAAUUCGAAACUCACAUAUUCUUCGACGACGCGUUUGAAUUGGCUGAUCACGACGAAAACGAGUCGCAGGUGAACAGAUUCGUGAAAUUGCUGGUCGGCACGCUGGACGAGGCCGCAUCGGAUGUGCACAAAACGAGGAUGCACGUAAGAGCGCCUAAGAAGUAUCCGACUCCGUAUGGUGGACGAUUGGUUUGGACUCUUCCCGGAAAGACGAAGAUGAUCGCCCAUCUAAAAGACAAGAGCAAGAUCCGACACAGGAAGCGAUGGAGUCAGGUAAUGUACAUGUAUUAUCUGCUGGGACAUCGGCUAAUGGAAUUACCGAUCAGCGUCGAUCGCAAGGAGGUCAUCGCCGAGAAUACGUUUUUGUUAACGCUCGACGGCGAUAUUGACUUUCAACCAGCGGCAGUGAAGCUUCUCGUGGAUCUGAUGAAGAAGAAUAAGAACCUAGGCGCCGCCUGCGGUCGUAUUCAUCCAGUUGGUUCUGGACCCAUGGUGUGGUAUCAGAUGUUCGAAUACGCGAUCGGUCACUGGCUGCAGAAGGCCACCGAGCACAUGAUCGGCUGCGUACUCUGCAGUCCCGGAUGUUUCUCGCUGUUUCGCGGCAAAGCACUGAUGGAUGACAACGUGAUGAAGAAGUACACGACCAAGUCCGACGAGGCAAGGCACUACGUGCAGUACGAUCAGGGAGAGGACCGUUGGCUGUGCACAUUGCUAUUGCAACGAGGAUACAGGGUAGAAUAUUCCGCAGCGAGCGACGCUUAUACCCACGCACCGGAAGGAUUUAACGAGUUCUAUAACCAACGGCGCCGUUGGGUACCCUCUACCAUUGCCAAUAUUAUGGAUCUGCUAAUGGACGCGAAACGCACGAUUAAAAUCAACGACAAUAUCUCGCUGCCUUACAUCUCGUAUCAAAUCCUACUGAUGGGUGGUACGAUUCUGGGACCCGGCACGAUCUUUCUCAUGUUGGUGGGUGCCUUUGUGGCGGCUUUCAAAAUUGACAACUGGACUAGCUUCUACUACAACAUCAUUCCCAUUUUGCUCUUCAUGAUCGUCUGUUUCACGUGCAAAUCAAACAUACAGCUUUUAUGCGCUCAGAUCCUGUCGACGGCAUAUGCGAUGAUCAUGAUGGCGGUGAUCGUAGGUACUGCCCUACAGCUCGGCGAGGACGGCAUAGGCUCGCCCUCGGCGAUCUUCCUAAUAUCAUUGUCGAGUUCAUUCUUCAUAGCAGCCUGUCUACAUCCUCAAGAAUUCUGGUGUAUCGUGCCUGGCAUCAUAUACUUGUUGUCCAUUCCGUCCAUGUACUUGCUCCUCAUAUUGUACUCCAUCAUCAAUCUUAAUGUUGUGUCCUGGGGCACCAGGGAGGUCCAAACGAAAAAAACUAAGAAGGAACUCGAGCAAGAGAAGCGGGAGGCGGAGGAGGCAAAGCGCAAGGCCAAACAGAAAUCCCUGCUGGGCUUUCUGCAAAACGGUGCCGGCACCAAUGACGAUGAUCAGGGAUCUAUCGAGAUAUCGCUGGCCGGUUUGUUCAAAUGCUUGCUGUGCACCCAUGGCAAGCCGUCUUCCGAGAAGCAACAGCUCGUGGCGAUCGCCGAGUCGCUCGAGCAGCUCGGUAAAAGGCUUGAGACCAUCGAAAGAGCGGUGGAUCCUCACAGUCACGCUUCCGGACGAAGGAGAGCCUCUUCCGUGGGUUCGCGCACCGCCGAUCACCUGGGUGCCAUCGGCGAGGAUCCCGAGGACGACGAAGGCAGCGAGACGGAGACGGUGACUAGUCAGAAUACCGAAGGUCAUCGCGACGGUAGUAACUUCCUCACGCGACCGUACUGGUUGAACGAUGACGGUCUGAAGAAGGGAGAGGUGGACGUGUUAUCGAUGCAGGAGGAGCAUUUCUGGAAGGACCUGCUGGAGAAGUAUCUCUACCCGAUCGACGAGGACAAAGCGGAGAAGGCACGAGUCGCCAAAGAUUUAAAGGACCUACGCGACCAGAGCGUCUUUGCGUUUUUUAUGAUGAAUGCCCUCUUCGUCCUGAUCGUCUUUCUGCUGCAAUUGAACAAAGACUUGUUGCACAUCAAGUGGCCAUUCGGCAUCAAGACGAACGUCACGUAUGACCAUACUACCAUGGAGGUGCACAUCACGAAGGAGUACUUGCAACUCGAGCCGAUCGGUCUUGUGUUCGUCUUCUUCUUCGCGCUGAUAUUGGUCAUACAAUUCACCGCGAUGCUGUUCCACCGAUUCGGCACCCUGGCCCACAUUCUGGCCAGCACCAGUUUAGACUGUUGCAAGAAGACGAAGGAUCUCUCCGAGGAAGCCCUGCUGUCAAAACACGCGGUCGACAUAGUGAGAGAUCUUCAGAGACUAGACGGGAUAGAAGGUGACUACGAGGAAGGCAGCGGUAGCGGGCCCGGUAGACGAAAAACGAUCAGAAAUCUGGAAAAGAGUCGCAGAAAGACGCAGGCGAUCAACACGCUCGACGUCGCCUUCAGGCAACGUUUCUUCAGCAUGAACGAGAGCGCAGGCCUGUCGAGGAACAUGUCGACGCGACGCGAGGCGUUUAAGGCGUUCGAGGGUAGGCGCAACAGCAUAAUGGCGAUGCGCCGGAAGUCGCAGAUGCAGACCCUGGGCGCGAACAACAUCUACGGCGUGGCGGGCAACCCCCUUGGGAUCCAGGGCCGGCCGUCCCGCAGCAGUCAGAUUUCUGUCAAGGACGUGUUCGAGGGACACCCGGCUGCAACGUCGGCACUGUCGGCAGCGGGGCACGUGAACGCCGGCUACGAGGGCGACGACAGCCCCGGAAACAGUCUGCGGUUGCAGAAUCUCGGUGGCACGCAGGUCACGUGGCGAGAAGCAAACUCCAACGUGUGACUGUGACAUGAGGGCUGUUUCGUCGAGAUUACGUGAAUCUCGACGCGAAUCACUGACACUUCUUGGUAAAUGCGCUGAAAACACAAGUCAAGGUGGUCAAGUUCUAACUAUUCGGGAACGAGUUCUUCAAAUCAACAGCUGAUCGAGAAAAUCCGUGCGGUUUUUAAUACAAGUGCCGUUACAACUUGUUUUAAUAUCUAGGCCGCUUUGUUAAUUGUAUUUGACAAAUAUUAUUUGUCAUGAAAUAAUUUCUAUAAAUAGAAAAGAGAAAGAGCCGCACGCGAAUUUAGCCAACGAAGCACGAUCGCAUUCUCUUCCACGUUUUCUUGCACACAUUUUUCACACACUUUUUUCCUACUUUUAUUUUAACUUUCCGCUCAUCAUUAUUAUUCGCACACACAUUUUUGAUCGCUCGAGAACCAUAAAAAAAUACAUCUUAUAUCGUAACAAUUUUAACUGCGCUUUCUGCAUACUUUUCUGCAUUUUUCUUCCUUCUUCCAAAUCUCGGAAAUACAGAUUAAAAUAUAUCUCUUUUUUAUAUUUUAUAUUAUAUAGAUAUAAAUGCAGAAAAUAUAUAACGUAACGCAGUUAAAAGAAACGGACCUAAUUUUCGUAUUGUCACCGCUGGCGCUAGAUAAAUCGGCGGUGACCGCGAUGAUUACGCUUACUCGCUCCGUUCUUUUUGCGUAUGUGAUAAGGCCGAUAUUUAAAGUAGAAACUCAUGUAUGGAUGCGUAAAUGCGUAUGUAUGUAUGUAAAUUGCACGUGCAUAUUUGAGGAUUGUAUGAAAAUUGUAUAAGUCUAAUGUAAGAGUAUAUAAUAGUAAAAAAACAUUAA